Asterias rubens (European starfish) is the source of this 8093-nucleotide messenger RNA. RefSeq names its product disheveled-associated activator of morphogenesis 1-A-like. Gene Ontology annotation, biological process: actin cytoskeleton organization. The record is from RefSeq and is a predicted model, not a curated record. Gene Ontology annotation, molecular function: actin binding; small GTPase binding. Bases 619 to 3903 code for a protein of 1094 amino acids. The transcript is spliced from 27 exons. Lineage: Eukaryota; Metazoa; Echinodermata; Asteroidea; Forcipulatida; Asteriidae.
UAAAGACUGCAAUGGUCUUGUCCCCUGCCUGUAGGCGUAGAAAGAAAUAACCAGUUUAGGUACAGUCAUUGUGACCACAGCGACUCACCCCUCCUUCAUACGAGAAAAGAGGAAUUGGCAGUCAGUCGAUCGUAGUGUAACCUGCAGUCCGUGCAUACUGUACAUGUGCUCCUUCGCUACUUACAUGUCAUUAAAUUGAAUUGGCCGCACAUAUUAAUUGCUGUGAAUCAGUCGGUACACAUCAAGGGAAAACAUACAACGCCACGGAUCUUAUGGUUUUUCUUUUCUAUGGGAUUUCCUUUUGACCUGAAGCCAAGUCGCAAAGGAGCGAGACACACAAUUCAUUCAGAAGAUAAUAAUAACUGCCUGUGCUGGGUGAGCCAGUUUUUGUACAGUCAAAAGCAAACGGACAUCCACUGAAUGGGGGAUUUCCUCUUGGCUCAAGAAGCAAGUCUAAAUAUAACGUUCUUGAAAUUUGAUUCAACCAUCUUCAGUGCUGACUGAAGUGGACAUAAGAAACACUCUACAAGACGUCAGAGAUGCCUGUGAAGUAAAGGUACCUCUGACUAGCAGUUGGUCCCCAUUUCAAUCACUGUUCAACGAGCUCAACCUGCCACCAUGCCCCGGAAGAGAGGGGGAGGGGUGCUAUGUGGCUGCUUUGGGGGAGGGGACGAUACCCCUCAUAUCACCUACGGGCUGGACAAUGGGAUGGUCCUACACCCCAUGGAGGCUGCUGACCCCAUGCCACCUCUGGAGGAAUUAAACGCCAUGUUUGUAGAGCUUGUGGAUGAGUUGGAUUUACCAGCACUCCACAGGGAGCGAAUGUUCAGUCUCUCUCCAGAGAAAAAAUGGCAGAUAUACUGCAGCAAGAAAAAGGAGCAAGACGAUCCAAACUCAACCAAAUGGCCAGACUAUUACUUGGAUCAGUUGAAGACAAUGAUGACGUUGGUGUUUGCUCAUGAUGAGGAUGAGAUAGCCGUGAGAACCAAUCUAGUGGACAGUCUCAAAACAGCCCUUCGGACACAACCCAUGAGGUUUGUGAUGCGGUUCAUUGAGCUGGAUGGGCUCUCCACACUGCUGGAAUUCCUGCAGACUAUGGACUUUUACAUGACAGAAAGUCCAAUUCACACGUCAGUCAUUGGCUGCAUCAAGGCCCUUAUGAAUAAUUCACAUGGCAGAGCCAAUGUGUUGGCCCACCCCACGGCCAUCAACGUCAUCACACAGAGUAUGAGCUGUGAAAACAUCAAGACCAAGAUCUCGGUCCUGGAGAUCCUUGGUGGGGUAUGUCUGGUACCCGGUGGUCACAGGAAGGUUCUGGAUGCCAUGUGCCAUUAUCAGCAGUACGCAUCGGAGAGAAUGAGGUUUCAGAGGUUAGUAAAUGACCUGGAUCGUAGCACAGGUCACUACAGAGAAGAGGUCAACCUAAAGACAGCCAUCUUGUCCUUUAUCAAUGCUGUCAUCAAGUAUGGAGCAGGAGAGGACAACUUGGAGUUCAGAAUUCAUCUUCGGUAUGAGUUCUUAAUGCUUGGUAUUCAACCAGUGAUAGACAAACUGCGAAGUCUGGAAAACGCUACUGUAGAUAGGCAUUUAGAUUUCUUUGAAUUAGUAAGGAACGAAGAUGAACGAGAGUUAGCUAAGAGGUUUGACAUGGUUCAUGUGGAUGUCAGAAGUGCAAAUAGUAUGUUUGACGUCAUCAAAAAGAAGAUUGCUCACACUCAGGCCUAUCCCCACUUCCUGUCUCUUCUACAACAUUUUCUACUCUUACCAAAUAAAGGAUGUAGCAUACACCACUGGUCGCUGGUAGACCGGCUAGUCCAACAAAUUGUCCUUCAGUAUGAAGAUGGCAACGAUCCAGACAUAGCGCCUUUUGAUAUCAACUUCAAGGAUGUGAUCGAGAAGGUCAUCAACCAAGAUGUCAUCAGGCAACAGAAGGCCGAAGAGAUGGAGAAAUUAUGUGAGGAAAUAAAAGCCCAGUUAGAGAGGAAAGAGAGGGAACUGGAUGCCAAAAACCAAGAAAAGAGAUCAGGACGUUGUAUCUCCCCACUACCUGUCGUCACCACAAUGGAGGAAGCAAUGGGAGCGCUGAAUGCGAUCCAAGAGAAAUACGACCAUCAAGCAGCUGAGCUGGCUAUAUCCAGCAGCCAGGGCCUGGAACUACAGGCACAGAUGGCUGAACUCAAAGCAAUGAUUGCAAGCGGCAAACUCGGAGCCACCAUAAGUCUCUCAGAUGAUGACAAGUUGAAAACGGAAGCCCUGAAAUCCCCAGUUUCCUGCUCGGUUGGUUCUGCACCUCCUCCUCCCCCAAUGGCACCAUUUGCUCCUCCACCACCCCCUGGUAUGGGACCACCCCCUCCUCCUCUACCCCCAGGCCAAGGAGGCCCACCACCCCCUCCAGGCAUGAUGGGCAUGGCCAAGAAGAAGAACAUCCCCAAGCCGUCCAAUCCUCUCAAAUCCUUCAACUGGUCUAAACUCCCUGACAUGCAGCUUCAAGGAACUAUAUGGACAGAGCUGGAUGACAUGAAGGUUUUAAAGAUUAUGGACCUGGCAGACUUUGACAAGACAUUUUCGGCCUACCAGAAAGUACGAGGAGAGGACGUCGACGGCGACACAGGCUUCAGCUUCAAGUCCAGUAAACCCAAGGAGUUGUCAGUGAUUGACGGCCGGCGGGCACAGAACUGUACCAUCUUACUGUCUAAGCUGAAGCUGACUAGUGCAGAGAUCACCAAGGCACUGUUGAGCAUGGACCAGGGUGAAGACAUCCCCAAGGAUAUGUUGGAACAGCUUUUGAAGUUCGUACCGACACAAGAGGAGGCUCUCUUACUGAAAGAGCAUGAGCGAGAGAUUGACAAAAUGGCCCGAGCUGAUCGAUUCCUCUACGACCUCAGCAAAAUCGUGCACUUUGAGCAGAGGAUGAAGUGUCUUUACUUCAAGAAGAAGUUCCAGGAGAGAAUGGGAGAAUGCAAACCAAAAGUAGAUGCCAUUCUAAGAGCCUCCAAGGAGCUGAGUACGAGUAAGAGAUUAAAGAAGAUCCUGGAGAUUGUCUUAGCGUUUGGUAACUACAUGAACCGAGGGGCAAGAGGGAAUGCCUCUGGCUUCAGAAUCUUAAGUCUCAACAAAAUCCUUGACACCAAGUCGAGUAUCCCUAAAUAUUCCACGCUUCUUCACUAUUUGUCUGCAGUAUUGGAGAAGAAGUUCCCCGAUGCCUUUAAACUUGAGGAAGAGACUGCAUCUAUCCGAGAAGCAUCCAAAGUCAACAUGGCUGAAUUAGCUAAGGACAUCGCUCUGAUUGGUGCAGGUCUAAAGGAAGUUGAAAAGGAACUUGACUUCCAGAAGAAUAGGCCAAACACAGACAGAGGCGACAAAUUUGUGUCUGUCAUGAGUGAUUUCAAGACAGUAGCCACGAUCAGCUUCUCCAAGCUCAGCGAUGUACACAGUCAAGCAAAGGAAAAGACGACCAAGAUCAUUAAGCAAUUUGGGGAGGACCCAACCAAGAUGAUGCCAGAGGAGUUUUACAGUACAUUUGACGUCUUCAUUCAAUCCUUCAUUGAAGCUAAGAUCGAUAAUGAGAACAUGAGGAAGAGGCAAGAAGAGGAAGAGAAGAGGGCUCGUAUUGAGGCUGAGAGAGCUGAUCGGGAUCGCAAGAGGAAAGCCAGUAAGAAGGAUGGCCAAAAUGGCCUGACCAGGCAAGGAGAAGGAGAGUUUGAUGACCUCAUCUCGGCGCUGAGGACAGGAGACAUGUUCGGCGAGGACAUGGCCAAGAUGAAGAGAAAUCGUAAACGACAGACCCAGUCCACCCAGAACUCUUCCAAUGGAAACAGUCGGCCAAAGAUGAGCGAAGUGAGCAGGGAACGCGUUGGCAAGCCCAAACCAGUAGCGCCUUCGUCAAAAAUGACAGCUAUAUAAAAAAGACUCCAUGCUAUCGGACAGAUUGCUAACUCAGAACCACAAUGCUUCAUGAUUGGAGGAAACUAAAAAGGCAAAUAUGUCUGCCGUUCAGAACAAGAGUGAUUGCCUUAAUGCAAUGUUCAUUGUCCUAUUCCAGUUGAGGCCAACGUCUGCAGUAUCAGCUGUAAUAAAGUACCAGUCUAACUUCAGUUCUUUUAACUCUGCACUUCUUAGCAACAAAUAUCUGCAAAAACAGCAAGUGUAUUUCCAACAAGCAACAGAAUCAAACUUCAGUGGAAGGGUUUCAGAUAUGUGUGUCAGCUGCAGUCAAUGUGAUGUUUGCCAGGUGUUUGCAGUGAUGCUGUCCCUAUUAAACAAAUAUUCACAUCAUCGUUGUAGGACUCCCCAUUUUUUCAACAAAAUCAAAUGUCCUUGACCUUGAAAAGUAUCCAAUGGGUUUAUCUAUUGCUUGACCUGAAUCAUACAGCUUAUCCAUCAGAAGAGGCUGCCUUCCCCCAUGUAAAAAUUUGUCAGAUUUGGGUAAUGCUCUCCCUGAUUGACCUCGGUAUAAACCUCUUCACUGACCUCACAUUUCUAUAGCAGUGUGGGAAAUCUUCAAUAAUGGACUAGUAUGCACAAGUACGGUAUGCCAUCCAUCAAAGCAUUUCCUAUGUGCAGUUUUAGUUACGUGCGUGCGCAUUAUGCGCGUGUAUGUAAGUACUCUAACAUGGCAAAUGAUAACACAGUGACACAUCUGAGAAGAAUGUUCAAUUGAGUAGUACCACGGAUGUACAUGUAUACUCCCAGACAGAUUGCCACGAUUAUAAACGACCCUCUAAAAAGUUCUCAACAUUAAAUCGGCUGAAAUCAAGUCUUGCAGUACAACUCUCUUUUUAAACACUUGGAUGUUCACUCAUAAUGAGUUGAUGUAAACACAUAAUUGCCCUUGAAGGCAAAGCUAAUUUUAUGGUUAAACUGAGGCAUUCCAGUUUUUGACUUUUCAUUGUAAAAUCUUAGCGUAUUAAAAUGAAAAUAAAAUCGUUUUGAAGAUGUUUUUUUAGAUGUUAAAUUUACCAAAUCUAGAAAAGCCCCAAAGUAUGAAGUAUAUAUGUAUUCAAGUAGAAGCGAAUUGGGGUAACAUUGACUAGUUUCAGACCCUGGACCUCAUUCAUAUCAACUUGUAAAAUUAUUUCCACUGCCGUUCAAGGUAUAUUCCCUGACCAAACCAGCUUCCAUAAUGGAAACUAUGACUGUUAUUUUGCACCCUACUGCUAGUUUUAUAACUCCCAAUGUAAUUAUAGUAAAGUAAUUUCAUGCGCCAGUAUUUUAUUUCAAUUUGUACAAAUUUGAUUUCACAGCCUUUUCCUGAACUCCUUUUUUUUUAACCAACUCAAUUCAUGUUAGAUACAAAAGUGGCAAACUGCUGAAGAAUUUAAUUUGUACAAAAUGUAAAUACCACUUCAGUUUGUUAAUAAGCCCUGUUUUAAAAUCCUUUUUCAAUCUUAAAAAACCUAAGAAGACAUUCAGUUAAAUGAGUUUCAUUGCCACUGUAUUUAAAGCAUAUUUUUGGUUCUGCAGUUUUUCGUUGGUAGGUUUGCUUUGGUUGGUUAGCGUAAGUUCAUAAAACAGGGUUCCACUAAACAAUUUAAAGACGUGUAUCGUCUUAGCUUCUGGAUGUGAAAUAUGCUUUGUUCACCAAGUAGCACACGAUUGUGACUCAAGGAACCAAUUAUGUUCACUGUUGAUUACUUCAAAGACUGAUUCUGUUUUAAUAACAAAUGUACUUGUCUGGGUCAUUACAUCUUAGUAUUUCAGCUUUUGGAUGGAAAAUGUUCACUUUUAUUUUUCUUUGCUUUGAUCAUUUACUGAAGGUUUCUGUGAAAUCUUAUCUACAAAGGUUACUUUAGUUGACUCUUGUCUUUAUACGGACUGAUGGAUAUGAACGAUUGACCUCAAUGUCAUGUAUAUUUGACCUCAAAGUCAUGUACAGUUGACCUAGAAGUUACAUAAUGUAACCUUGAGGUCACAAUUUGACUUUUUUGUUACUACGACCUUUCGAAGUGUGAAGCCCAGUUCAUGAGAAGCAGAACAAGUUGUAAAUUGUUUUAAUAUAAAAUAUAAAAAAAUAAGAAAGCCAUAAAAAUGCAAGCUUCUCUUUUAUGCAAAAUAUCUUUUGUGUAAAACGAUUUCAUGCUAUAAUUGUACAUAAGUUAUUUUUGGUGGAGACUUUUUUUGUUAAGAAUUAACAGAAACUCUGCAAGAGUGGAUUUCAUAACUAAUUUUGAAAUCUGAGAAAAAAAGUCCAAGAGUUUGCACGUUUAAGGAAGACAUGCCUGCAAUGCUGUAUAGAAUAUUGAAAAGAGAACUUAUUGAAUAUGUGGUAUUGAUUAUGACAAAUUGAUCAUCCCGAUCAUGCAUUGAUCAUGCAUUGAUCGGUGUGAUCAGCUUAUGAUGAUGUAUUAACAGUGUUUAUCUAACAGCGUACAGUAAAGAUUAUAGCUGCAAUGUGGUCAAUAGUGUAUGUACAUGAUGUUGUAGCAAGUGAAGUAUUUGUGCAUGUGUUGUCUUUUCUUUUUUCCCUUUUGUGUUUCUAAUUUAUUAUACUUUGUUUUAAAGGUAAAAGUAUGGGUAAAUUCAUACAACAGAGUUGUAAGCAUUUUUGUUAAAGUCACCUCGUUUGUCUAUUGACAGUGUAAACAAAUUGUCAACAUUUUCAUAGCAUGACGCAAAGAUUCUUGCAAAUCAGUCUUGGUUCCAGUUAUGGGGGUCCAGUUGCUUUUUACGUCCCUAUAGAUUUGAUGUUUACACUUGUGCUGACUAAAUGGAAACUUCUCCAGAUAUUUAUCGUAAACAUGACUGAUUGUUAUUUUAUUUUUGUCUUCAUAUCAUUCCAAAACGUAAAAUGUAAAACAACCUAAAAAAAAAAGUAACACAUUUUUUAAACAAGCAAAGAUUGAAUUUACAAUAUACUUAUGAUGCUUUUGUAAUUUCUUUGUAACAAUCGAGAUUAUUCCAGUCUUGCCUUCAAAACAAAGUAUAGUAAAUAAUUGGAACUAUGAAUGUCUUCUUUCUUUCUUUUCCCCCUAAUGAGGGUUGAGAUUGUUUUGACUAUUAAGAAUUGCUUUGACUAUUAAGAGAUGUAUAAAUUUAAUUUGUAUGCCAACAUUAAUAUUAAUUUCAUCAACAGUUUUGUGACAGUCAUCUGUCACUUUUAAGGGUUGUUUGGUGUAAAACAAGAAUGCUCAGAAAUCACACACAGGUACAAAUAUAUUUAUGGUAUUUUUGUUAUGUUGUAUAGUAUAAGAAUCAGAAUAUUUGCUCUGAGAUAAAAAAAAAAUCCCCUGAAAAAACGAAGGGAAGAUACAUUUUUCUUUUUCAGCUGAUUCAUCCAUUGAAUUCCUUGGUGUUUUUUUUUUCAUCUUAUCAGUGCCAUUGAAAAUGUUAAAACACAGAAGGCCUGCAUAGUCUUGUUGUGACUCUGCACUUUCCUUGUUUUGAUUGACAAACUGCAGUUGCAUGCCUGAAGGAAAAAUGAAGAAAAAGCAACUUCUAAAGGAAGUCAAUUGUUGUAUUUAAGGAAAACAAAGAACCUUUUAAAGGAUUAACAAAAUGUUUCAGUUUCUGCGUUGGGUACAUACUGCCAUCAAAUUUGCAUCAAAAAUAAUUGAAGCAACCCCAGAUGUCUGUAUUCUUAAGUUUGGGUGUAUUUAAAUGUACAAAAUUGUUUUAUGCUUUCUAUGUAAAGAACAAACAUAUUGUUACAAAACAAAGUUUCUGAUUUAUUUGAUAUAUUUUUGUCUUUUUCAUUUUUUGUUGACAAUUUUGUUGAAUAUAAUUGCUAUAUUAUAGUAAGAUACUAUUAAAUAUUGAGUGUGUAUACUUUCUUCUCUCUGUUCAUUUUGCAAAGGAAAUAGUUUCCUGAUUCUUGUUAAAAACAGAACUAGUUAAAAAAAUAACUUCUCAAUUCUCAACUACAUAUUUCGCUGAUUCAGGUUUAUUUUUCCUUCGUCUAAAUAUAAAGUUUAAUUCUGGCGCUCCAUAGACAGCUCCUCUGUUCAUUUUCCCAUCUUUUUGUUGAUGUAUGCGUGUCUUUUGUACAAACAUUAAUUAAGUUAUUUGACAACUGCUUAUGUAUGUCAUGUUUGUAUCAAAAAUGUUUAACUAAUAAAGUAUUAACCAGUCAAUGGUAUUCCUACAGAAUUUUGAAA